Bactrocera tryoni is the source of this 2691-nucleotide messenger RNA. RefSeq lists its product as uncharacterized. Lineage: Eukaryota; Metazoa; Arthropoda; Insecta; Diptera; Tephritidae. Bases 2119 to 2550 code for a protein of 143 amino acids. The record is from RefSeq and is a predicted model, not a curated record. The transcript is spliced from 4 exons.
AAGAUUUACAAAGAAAUUAACAAUCAAAAGUAAUUAAAAACAUUACUAGUGGUUUUUAUAAUUCAUAAGUAAUAUAUGUGCGUGAAAAUGUAUCCAUAAUUGGUUUGGUACAAUGCACAACAGGUGAAAAUACACUUGCAUAUAUUGAGAAAUUUGCAAAAAAUAGCAUUUUUUAAAGUGAAUUUGUGCAAAAAUUUGUGAACCGAUUUUUAUAAAAUAUGUUUUAAAAUAAAGUUUUAUAAUUUAAGCAUACAUUCGUGUUUAAAAUUAACCGGCGGGAUACUAAACCCAACCCAAAAUUUGAACUUUUUAGACGACAAUAGCUAUUGGAAAACUAUGGAUGAAUUGAAUAAAAGUCUUACAAUUAUCUUAUCGAACCAUCGCAGAAAUUAUCAAAAUGUGCCUAAGUGUUUGGAAUGGAGGACUAAUGUUCUUGACUAUUUAGACGAAGGACGUUACCAACAAAUGCUCCGAGUCUCUAGAGAUCAAUUUGCGUCGCUAUUGUCCUUGAUCAAAGAUAGUGCACAGUUUAACAAUGCUCAAUCCACUAGGCAAUUUUCAGUAGAACUACAGUUAGCUAUAACCUUAUAUCGUUUGGAUUCAUCGGGUGAAAGUGCGGCGAUUCGGAAAGAAGCUACAAUGUUGGGUGUAGGAGACAACUUUUUGUCAACUUUGGAGUUAAAAUCUAGAUAUAUCACUUGGCCUGAUACCAAUGAAAGACAAGAUAUCGUCAAAACAACGUACAAUGAGCUGCCGCAUUGUAUAGGGUAUAUUGAUGGUACAGAAUUGAAACUUGCAGAAGCACCAGUUGUUAACCAUUCGGCUUAUUUUUCAAAAAGCCGAAUCUAUUCCAUAAAGGCACAAGUUGUAUGCGAUUGCCAGUUAAGGAUUCGGCAUGUAGUAGCGGGACACUUUGGUAGUGUACACGAUUCUCGCAUGUUUCGUACUAGUGCUCUCUCCACUCAAGAAGGCUCACUUUUUUCUUCUCAAUGGUUAGCAGGAGAUUCUGCUUAUCCAUUGCUGAGCACUCUUAUCACGCCAUUUCGAACAAAUUCACAACAAAUGGACUAUUCAAAGCGUAAAGCAUUCAACUUGCGUCAUAGCAGAUAUCGCGUGAGGAUAGAACAUUGCUUUGGGAUUCUAAAAGAACGCUUUGGCAGCCUCGAAAGAAUUAAGAAUACGUAUUCAGGAUGAACAAAAUCAUAUUCUAUGUUCCAACUGGAUUAUUGUUUGCUGUAUAUUGCAUAACAUCUUCCGAGCUACUUCUAAUGAUAUUGAUCGAUAAUGAUAACGACGAAGAAUCAGAUGAAUUUCCUUCACAUGAAAAUGGCCGGCGAAUAACUGAGGCAGAAGCCAAGCGCAUAUCUUUGUACACAAUAAUGUUUGGUGUUCAGUAAAACGAUGGCUGGCAGAAAAAAAGCGUUCAGGGUGGACUUUAAAGAAUGAGUUGGAGCUGCUGGAAAAGUGGGAGGCAUGUUCCCACGACCUCCGGCGUGCAAAGCGAAAAGAUCACUUAAAGACUUGGGCCUGCCUUUUCGUUUUUCGCUUUGUAAAGAUGCUGUACCUCUAAAACGUUGAAUAAUACUCCGUAUGGUAUAUCGGCUUCUGUCCACCAUUUCACCAACCUCAGCUAAAUCGUACGCGUACGCCCUGAUUAUGCAAAUAUAAUAUUAUUUUCCGUUGAGAUUCGUUGGUUUCACAUUUUUUGCUGCCCAUUUUAAUAAAAUUGAAGCAAAUUUAACUAUAAAAUAAACGCACACUGAGUUUUGAAGUUUGAUUCUUUACAACAACACAUUUGCUUAUGUAUAAUUAACGGUACUUUAAAAAAGAGUAGCCAUAAAUAAUAAAAAUCAAACUAAGUUGCCUGAUUUUAUAGGGUGUGCCAAUACUUUUGUUUCGCUAUAAUUAGUACUUUUUUUCUUUUAUAAUUACUAUUAAAUAAAUAUAUGAGAUAAUUAAAUGAAUUAAAGGAAAUAUAAUUGAUAAUUACUUGUCCUAACUAAGGAUUUUACUUUGGUAUACAAAACAUAUUUUAUAAGUGGUAAACAAGAGUGCUAAAGUCAAGGUAUCUUGCUGUACAAAUACACCGCCGAGGAAAUUCACUGCAACGUGAAACACAUGACAAAGAAAUACAGAGAGGAGAAAACCAAAAUUGGCCCUUCUGGUGGUAGUCCCUCGCCUUGGAGGCAUUAUAAUGCUGUGCAUCGCAUAGUAGGGCGUACUGCCGUUAAUACGGCUUUGUACAUAGAGAUAUAUUCCGAGAAUUCAACAUUAACCCAAUUGUUGCCGCCGUCCGACCCAUCACCUCCGUUGCCAUCGCCAUCAAGUCCGCUGCCAUCGCCAUCAUGUCCGCUGCCAUCACAAUCAUGUCCGAUGCCAUUACCAUCACCUUCAUCUGCAACAAGAAAAUGUAAUUUUAGCGCCGAGUUGUUAAAGGUUUUAAAUAAACAAACUGACAUAUUGGAAACGGUUGCAGAUGAAACAAUGCACGUUUCAGAGGAAAUAAUUCAGACUGUUCGACAGCCCAAAAUUUGCCCGAAAGCGUUAUAACCCUUAUGGAGAAAAUUGCAGAGAAACUCUAAGUUUAAAAUAAUUUCAUUGUUUUUUUCUAGUUUGAAAUGUUUUGUUAUCCAAAAAAUAAAAAAUGAAAUUAAAUAAUUUUAGGGUUUUUUCUAGUCCUAAACCAUUAUU